Molecule: messenger RNA, 1481 nt
Organism: Abrus precatorius (Indian licorice)
Lineage: Eukaryota; Viridiplantae; Streptophyta; Magnoliopsida; Fabales; Fabaceae
Exons: 2
Coding region: 320-1072 (250 amino acids)
Source: RefSeq, a predicted model, not a curated record
AAAAUUUUCUCACUAAUUAUUGUGUCAUUUCAUUAUCAUCCCUGCCCUUUCUUUUUCUCCACAUCUCAUCUUUAUCCAAUUUCUCUACUUCCCACUCCAAAAGUUUUGUACUUUUUUGUUUUACGAUGAAGAAAACCAAGACCCCAAAAUCAUAAAGAAAAUCGAACCAAUCGCAUAAUUUUCCUCUUAAUAACUCAAUAAUUCCAACAGUCAAUAUAUUAUUAGUCUCCUCUCCACUCCAAUAGUUUGACAUUUUCUCGUUAGAUUUUUUCUUCUGAAUUCAUAACUUUUCGUGGGACAAAAAAAAUCCAAACUUUUCAUGGCCCUUCUAGUCCACUCCCCUGAAAUGUCCGUUGCCCCACAGAUUGCUUAUAACCCUAACCCUAAGCUGAGCAAACUCCACAGCUUCAAACCCUACUGUGUAGGGUCAAAGCGUGGGGUGAAAAUUUCUUGCAAAGUGAAAGAUAUUGCGGUUUUGGAUUUGGGUUUGGAGCAGAACGUGAAGUCGUACGGUCAAUUUUCGGUUCCGGUGAAGCAAGGGUUGAGGCAGAGCGAAGAGGAGAAGGAAGAAAAGCAAAAUUACUAUGUGAAUGUGGGAUAUGCCAUCAGAGCUUUGAGGGAGGAAUUCCCUAAUCUCUUCUACAGGGAACUUAGCUUUGAUAUCUACAGGGAUGAUAUUGUGUUCAAGGAUCCUAUGAACACGUUCAUUGGCAUUGAUAAUUACAAAUCUAUCUUCUGGGCACUACGAUUUCAUGGCAGGAUGUUCUUCAAAGCUUUGUGGGGGGACUUGAGCAGUGUAUGGCAGCCUGUUGAGAACAUCAUCAUGGUUCGUUGGACUGUUCAUGGGAUCCCACGAAUUCUAUGGGAAAGUCGAAGUAGGUUUGAUGGAACCUCUGAGUAUAAACUUGACAAACAAGGCAAGAUUUUUGAGCACCGGGUUGACAACAUUGCUCUGAAUUCUUCUCCUCGGUUUAAAGUGUUGGGUGUGGAAGAAUUGAUUCAAUCUAUUGGUUGCCCCUCCACCCCAAGACCAACUUAUUUUGAACUAUCUUCACCUACUAAGGAAACGUAAUGUUGCUCAAGUUGUUCAAGAAGUUUUGGUGUAAAUUGUGCAUAUUAUGGUAAACAAAACAUUCAGCAAGCUCGAUAUAUGGUACCUUGCUUGUCAUAUAAAGCUGUGAGAAAAUUGUAUUUUAACAUAGACUUGGGUACACGAUGUUAUAGGGUCAUAGAUGUUAAUUAUAACUAGUUUUAAAAGCUCUGUAUCUAAUGCAAUUGCUACUUAUGUCUUCCUUUAUCUAUAGAUUCAUGUAAAGCCCUGUAUAUAAUCCAUGCUUCUCACAUCUAUCUCCCGUUGCUACUCAACUGAACAUGAGAAAUUGGAUUUGAUCCAUGUAUGAAUGUAGAUAGUAUGAUUAUUUUUAGAAUAAAUUAUCUCCGUGAUCAAUGAUUAUAAACUAAUGUAACUUCAUUCCUCUUUG